Molecule: messenger RNA, 1130 nt
Organism: Tripterygium wilfordii
Lineage: Eukaryota; Viridiplantae; Streptophyta; Magnoliopsida; Celastrales; Celastraceae
Product: binding partner of ACD11 1-like
Exons: 5
Coding region: 171-926 (251 amino acids)
Molecular function (GO): RNA binding
Source: RefSeq, a predicted model, not a curated record
GGCGCGUGGCUUUAGGCACCAAAUGUCAUCUCUUUUGCAGGUGCAGACGAUAAUGCGUAAUCCGUUGGGUUGGGUGGUUGAUACAUAUCCAGUUUCGUCGUCUUCCUCUUUCCCUCUAUGCAGCUCCAAGUGUUUAAUCUCGAUCUAGAACAGAACAGAAUUUUGACACCAUGUACCCCGGUGGUUACACUGUUGAAGUGACCAACCUAUCUCCCAGAGCAACAGAGGAGGAUGUUUGGAACUUCUUUGCUCACUGUGGUGCAGUUGAGCAUGUAGAAAUCAUCAGAUCCGGCGAAUCUUCUUGUACUGCAUAUGUGACAUUUAGAGAUGCUUAUGCGCUAGAAAUUGCAAUCUUGCUCAGUGGAGCUGCAAUUGUGGAUCAACGUGUAUGCAUAACACACUGGGGGGCAGCUAUUGGAGAAUAUGAUCCUUGGAAUGGUCAUGUAGCGAAUUUUGAAGGAAAUAAUAGUUCAACGCAGGUCACUCAUGUCAACCAGCUUGUUUCUAGCCCUGGAGAAGCAGUAACCAUUACUCAGGAAGUCGUCAAAACAAUGAUCGCAAAGGGUUACGUUUUGGGGAAAGAUGCAUUAAUAAUGGCCAAAGCUUUUGAUGAAUCCCAUCAUGUCUCUGCUAUUGCAGCAGCCAAGGUUGCUGAGCUUAGCAAGAAAAUCGGCCUCACAGAUAAGAUAAACUCUAGCGUGGAAACUCUCAAAAGCGUGGAUGAGAAGUACCAUGUAUCGGAAAUCUCCAAAUCAGUUGCAUCCGUUACUGGGACAGCAGCUAUAGUGACCGGAAGAACAGCUGCUGCAGCUGCUAACGCUUUCGUCAACAGCCGGUUCUUUGCCGCUGGUGCUCUUUGGGCUUCAGAUGUUUUGAGUCGUGCAGCCAAAGCUGCAGCUGAUAUGGGAACCCGCCCUAAUGAAUAGGUGAAAUUUUCAGUCUACUUGAGCAACACUAUUAUAUGUGUUCUGCUGUUUUUUUUUCUGUGUAGAAUAAUUGGUCGUCUGUUGCAAUAUAAACGAUGGUUCAUAGUGUUGCUUUCUAUGGACUCUGAAUGGUUAAAUGUUUAGCACAUCUCACCAAAACCGAGUGGCAAUGAUGCAAUCAAUAGAUACACAGUUUUUAUUUGA